CCCAAAAAGCUUGAGGUCCUUAUUUAUGAGUUGAUAUAUUACUUCACGGAAUUUUCUGUGCUUGCCAAAGUCUUCAUGAUGCUAAGAAAGCGAAAGAAACUUCUCGAAGUGAUGAAUUUAUUGAAUUGUGAGGCUUUUAAGACUAGUGAUGUUAUAAGUGCAGCAAUUAUAAAUAGAUACGUGUACAUAUAUACAAAUUAUUGGAAAGCGUACUCACUUUUGUCUCAUUUUGCUUAUUUUGCUCGAUCAAUUGGACCACUUGCCCGCUUUAUAUUAGAGACGAAUAUUGAAUUACCGGUAUGAAAAUACUAUUUCUUAGGUGAAGAAACUUUAUACCGAUAUUACUUUGUAUGUUGGUUGUAUCAAUCUAUCGGCCUAUAUGGUCAUAUGAUGUACAAUAUUAAUGUAGAUACCUUAAUAAGUGGUUUGAUUAUGAUGGCAAUUGCCCAAGUGGAGAUUGUACAUCAUGAAAUUAGUACGAAACUAACAGCUGAAAGAGACGACGAUGAAACUACCGUAAAAAUAAAACUUAGAAAGUAUUUGAAGCACUACGAACUGUUACUAACUUACACAUCAAAACUUCAAGAGUUAAUAACUAUAACAAUGUUCAUACAACUGGGAGUUGCUUCAGCUAUUAUUUGCGCAAUAUUGUGCAGACUUUCAGUGUCGGUGUCUGUGGAUCUUAUUGUAACAUUGACACCGUUUAGUAGUGCGAUGAUUUUGCAAAUUUUCGUACCAUCUUAUCUUGGAACUCAGCUCAGUUAUAAGAGUGAAGAGUUAGUCAACGCAGCGUAUACAACUGAGUGGAUUCAUAGAUCAGAAAGUUUCAAGAGGAGUCUUAAACUUUUCAUGCAAAGAGCUCAACUGAAAAUAUCUUUAACUGGUUGUGGGUUACUGCCGCUGACCUUGUCCACGUUUACUUCGAUUAUGAAGACAGCGUACUCAUUUUUCACUCUAAUAAGAAAUUUUCAAGAUCGUGAUUAAUUAGGUAAAAACCUAAUAUUAAUAUUACCUAGUUCAUUCACUCUACAAUGUAUACCUAAGUUCACGUAGCUGAGAUCUACAUUGCUAACUCCAAGAACGUUUUCGACCGCAAACACUUAAACGGAGAACAUUAUUAGUAUUCAUUAUACGAGACUGGAUCUAAGAGCCUCUAAGAAUUUAAGACGAGAGAUUUUACUAGCAGUCAUUUCCCGAGCUCAACCCCUGCAAUUAAAACGCACCCAAAGGGUUGCACCGCUCUCAAAAUUGCAAACACGUCCAUUGUUUUAAUCUACUCCUCCACAAUCCAGAAGGAUAUA
Molecule: messenger RNA, 1301 nt
Organism: Colias croceus (clouded yellow)
Lineage: Eukaryota; Metazoa; Arthropoda; Insecta; Lepidoptera; Pieridae
Product: odorant receptor 43a-like
Exons: 6
Coding region: 388-984 (198 amino acids)
Biological process (GO): sensory perception of smell; detection of chemical stimulus involved in sensory perception of smell
Cellular component (GO): plasma membrane
Molecular function (GO): odorant binding; olfactory receptor activity
Source: RefSeq, a predicted model, not a curated record